AUGGAGGACGCGGCGGUUCGCCACCACAUGAGCUGCAUGUCUCCUGACUAUGUUGCCAAGAACUACUCGCGGCCCGACGUGCUGCUGCACAUGGACCUUCUUAAGGAGGCUUCGGCGCUUAAAGAGGGCGUGCCUGCGCUGCGGCUUGACAUGCGCGCGACCGACAGCGGCGAUUCGACGACAACAGGAGACGAGAGCGAAACGGACGACUCGUCGAUUGGCGGGUUUUCGUUAUCGUCGGUGGACGACGUUUCGUGCACGGGCAUCAUGAACAUCAGUUUCGCGUGUAGCGUGCGUGUCUGCGACGCUAACGACCUCCUGCAGGUGUUACUCUUCAACAGCCGCAGCGCGUUGAACCAAUUCAGCGAGUUCCUCCUCAACCCGCUCAAGCUCGAAAUCGGCGCGCUUAUCGCCGUGGGCGCGUCGGGCGAGGUGCGCCGCGGCAGCUACGAGGGAAAGGCGGUGGCUGUGAAGAUAAUGAAGGGUGACACUAUCGAUCGCCACGCCAGCGCGACGGAAUUCCGGCAGGAAGUGCAGACGCUCAUGUCGUGCGACGAGUGCCCGCGACUGCUCGAGUUCGUCGGCGUGUGCCUCGACACGCGCCGUCGCAUGUGCAUCGUCACGCGACUCAUGGAAGGCGGCACGCUCAGCGACCUUGUGCGACGUCGCCACGGCGAGAGGCUCCCGCUCGGCGACGCGCUGCGAAUCGCACACGACGUCGCAGAAGGCAUGGCGUUUCUCCACGGGCGUGGCGUGAUUCAUCGCGACCUGAAAUCCGCCAACGUCCUCCUCGAUUCCGCGGGCCGCGCCGUCGUCGGCGAUUUCGGCGUGGCUCUGCUGAAGGGGGAGCGCGGCGACAUGACUAAGGAGGUCGGAACUUACCGUUGGAUGGCGCCCGAAGCGUUCGGUACGAGCGCGUGGCACGUGACGCACAAGAGCGACGUGUACAGCUUCGGAGUCGUGCUCUGGGAACUCGUCGCGUGUCAGUUACCGUUUGAGGAUUAUACUCCGUUACAAGCAGCGGUGGCGGUGGCGCUUAACGGGUUGCGGCCGAUGAUUCCGGCGGAUUGCCCAGCGGGACUGCGGAGGCUGAUUGAGCGGUGUUGGGAUAAGUGCCCCGAGGCGCGCCCUGAGUUUGACGAGGUCGUGAAAGAAAUCGCGGCGCUGCAAGAGCAGUUUUGUCCGGGGACGGCUGUAUCUGGACAAUAG
This is a messenger RNA of Closterium sp. Naga37s-1, 1209 nucleotides long. Lineage: Eukaryota; Viridiplantae; Streptophyta; Zygnematophyceae; Desmidiales; Closteriaceae. The record is from the annotation of a GenBank genome assembly.